Molecule: messenger RNA, 1782 nt
Organism: Nematolebias whitei (Rio pearlfish)
Lineage: Eukaryota; Metazoa; Chordata; Actinopteri; Cyprinodontiformes; Rivulidae
Gene: dnai2b
Product: dynein, axonemal, intermediate chain 2b
Exons: 12
Coding region: 1-1782 (593 amino acids)
Biological process (GO): outer dynein arm assembly; cilium movement
Cellular component (GO): outer dynein arm
Molecular function (GO): dynein heavy chain binding; dynein light chain binding
Source: RefSeq, a predicted model, not a curated record
AUGGAGGUCGUCCAUGUGUACACGAAGCUUCGCAAAGAGUUUGGUCGCCCGGCUCUGUUUUCUGACCGGUUUGAGGAGCUGCUGCUGGACCUUCCCCCGGAACCGAGCCUGGCGGCGCAGUUCGUCCAGAAACCUUACAGAGACCAGGCCGUGCAGGCCUGCAGGGACAUGUCCGAGCACCAGAUAAACAUGGAGCACUUUGAGUCCAUCAACUGUGGGACGAACCACGUGGAGGGCGGAUGGCCCAAAGACAUCAACCCCAACGAGAUGGAGCAAACCAUCCGCUUUAGGAAGCAGACAGAAAAAGAUGAGGGCUACAUCCACAGCAUCCUUCAGCUGGGCAGCGUCAUGGAGCACCGGAUCAAGGAGAACAAUGCCACGGACAUCUACCAGCAAUACUUACAGGAAAUGGAAGAGGUGGAAGAAAUUCAAGAACCACCUUCUGCGAAGACCAUCAGUAUUUUCAGAGAUCCUAAUGAGCUGAAACGUACCAUCACUGGCCUGUCGUGGCAUCCUGAUGGAGGCAGGAAGCUGGCUGCAGCCUACUCCUGCCUUGAGUUCCAGAAAGCCUCCAGGAAUACAAGCCUGGACUCCUACAUCUGGGAUAUUGAGAAGCCAAACCAGCCGGAGAUAACUCUGAAACCAGCAUCUCUACUUGUCUGUCUGGACUACAACCCAAAAGACUCCCACACUCUUGUUGGAGGCAGCUACAAUGGACAGAUUGCUUACUGGGACACCCGGAAAGGCAGCCAGCCUGUGGAGUAUUCUUCUAUGGAACACAGUCACAGAGACCCAGUCUACAAGAUCAUCUGGUUGCAGUCCAAGACUGGGACUGAUGCCUUCUCUGCCUCCACUGAUGGACAGAUUCUUUGGUGGGACAUCCGUAAGCUGAGCGAGCCCACAGAAUGUCUGGUUCUGGAUCCAAGCCGGGAGGGAAAUCUAGACCGUGCUUUAGGUGCCAUUUCUCUGGAAUUUGAGGCCACUAUGCCAACUAAGUUCAUGGUGGGGACGGAGCAGGGCCUGGUCGUGUCCUGCAACAGGAAGGCAAAGACUCCAGCUGAGAAGAUCGUUUGUACCUAUGACGGCCACCACGGACCAAUCUAUGCCCUGCAGAGAAAUCCAUUCUUCCCCAAAAACUUUCUCACGGUGGGCGACUGGACGGCUCGUAUCUGGUCUGAGGACAUCAAAGAAUCAUCGAUCAUGUGGAGCAAGUAUCAGAUGUCAUAUCUGAUGGACGCCUGCUGGAGUCCUGUCAGACCCUCCGUCUUCUUCACUGUAAAGAUGGACGGCAUGCUGGAUAUCUGGGACAUCCUGUUUAAACAGCGCGACUCCACACUCAGUCUGAAGGUGUGUGACAAACCUCUGUACAGCCUUCGUGUUCAGGAUAACGGGCGUCUGUUGGCAUGCGGCUCUCUGUCUGGUGAAGCCACGCUGCUGGAGAUCUGCUCUGGACUGUCGACCCUGCAGAAGAAUGAAAAGAGCCUUGUGGCUGCGAUGUUUGAGAGGGAGACGAAGCGGGAAAAGAUCCUGGAGGCCCGUCAGAGGGAGAUCCGUUUGAAGGAGAGGAGUCGUUCUGAACAGAGCAAAGAGGAUGAAACGGUACGAGAGGAGGGCGAGGACGACGCCGAGCAGCUCAUCGCCAGAGCUGAAAGUGACUUCUACAGCCUGGUGGAGGUAGAGUUCAGGAGAAGACAGAAGGCCCCACAGGUGAGAGAAAAAGAUCUUAAAAACGAAGUAAAAACUGUUGAAACCCAAGAGGAAACGGGUGAAACUGAAAAGUAG